Molecule: messenger RNA, 562 nt
Organism: Perca fluviatilis (European perch)
Lineage: Eukaryota; Metazoa; Chordata; Actinopteri; Perciformes; Percidae
Product: mannose-specific lectin-like
Exons: 3
Coding region: 94-441 (115 amino acids)
Source: RefSeq, a predicted model, not a curated record
UCCAUCCCCAGAUCAGAUGAUAUAAAGAAGAUGUGAAUUUCACCUCCUUCACUUCUGCUCACAGACUGACUGGUGUGACACUCAAGACUAAUCAUGAAGAACUUCUUGUCUACAAAUGAGCAGCUCUGUAAGAACCAAUGUCUGAUGUCCCUCAGCGGAAGGUAUAAGGCUAUCUUUCAGUGUGAUGGGAACUUUGUCGUCUAUGACUGUACCUGUUGCCCAAACAAGGCUGUGUGGGCCUCAGGCACUAAUGGAUCAGACGCUGUCCGCGUGAUCAUGCAGGCUGACGGCAACCUGGUCAUUUACAACCAAUGUAACCAACCCAAGUGGAGCUCAGGGACGUACAUCUCGGGAUCGUGCAACGUGUGCCGUCUUGAACUGACGGAUUGCGGCAAACUGGUGUUGACCAGAAACUGUCAACAAGUUUGGUGCUCAUGCUGAAAUUCUGUCUUCACAUGACAUCCCAAAGCUUUGUUAAAUUGAAUGCUUUGCAAGUACAAGUCAUCUUUGAAUGUCAGUGUGAAUUACAAUAAAUCUGCCUGCUGGAAUCAAAUAAAAGCAA